GGUGGGGCUUGUUAUUGCAGUCUCUUGGCUGACCCUGCCUCAAAGCAGCUGCAGUAUUGAGUAUAUUUUUUUUAAUAAAUAAAUAAAUAAAGCGGGGCGAGGGGAGUGUGUGACGGCGCGAUAUAGGAUGGCUCCCCGGCGCCUUUUCUGACCCGCGCUGGGUUCCUUUUAGCACCGCCGCCGAGUUUGGGUGGGCUAGGGGCUUGCAAAGGUGGGCGGGCUAGGCGAGUGAGCGGCGCGACUCGGCCCUGCAAGGCUUGAUUGUCAGGCGCUGUGGGUAGGAAGGGCGAAGGGGCGGCAGUGGCAGGAGCACCCACCAGCAACCACCGCUUUUGUCCGGCGGGGCAGCGCCGGCAGGCCGGGCUUAGGCGCGCGCAACGAAGGCAGAAGCGCUGCUAAAGCUAGCUGCUUGCCCGCCUCUCCGCUCGGCCCGCCUGCCUUUUUGCCCCGCCUUUCUUGCUCCACCGCGGCGCCUUAGGCCGCCCAGAGCCAGCUGCCCUGGGCCCAGGAUGGGAUGCUGAAUCAGUCUCAAGGAUUCCCAAUGUUUUUGGAAACAGCAACAGAUACAGUAAGAUGAUGAGCAGCUGUGAUUCUGAAAAACUGAAAUUUGGAAUACUUGCACAUAAAUCCACAAAGAGAGAAAUUAUAGUAAUCAAGUUGAAAAGAAAUGAAGAACUCUGAAAGUUAACUGAAGGUAGAAUGGACGCCACAGUAAUAUUGCCUAUUCUGAAGAAAAAGCUAGCUUUUCUCUCAGGUGGGAAGGACCGAAGAAGUGGCCUCAUUCUGACAAUUCCAUUAUGCCUUGAACAAACCAAUAUGGAUGAGCUGAGUGUCACCUUAGACUACCUGCUAAGCAUUCCAAGUGAAAAGUGUAAAGCCAGAGGAUUUACUGUUAUAGUGGAUGGUAGAAAAUCUCAAUGGAAUGUUGUGAAGACUGUCGUGUUAAUGCUACAGAACGUUGUUCCGGCUGAGGUAUCCCUUGUUUGUGUAGUAAAACCAGAUGAAUUCUGGGACAAGAAAGUCACUCACUUUUGUUUUUGGAAAGAAAAAGAUAGACUUGGAUUUGAGGUUAUUUUAGUAUCUGCCAACAAGCUGACUCGAUACAUAGAACCAUGCCAGCUGACAGAAGAUUUCGGAGGGAGUCUUACAUAUGAUCACAUGGAUUGGCUGAACAAGAGGCUGGCAUUUGAAAAAUUUACAAAAGAAUCUACAUCCUUACUGGAUGAGCUUGCCUUAAUCAACAGUGGAAGCGAUAAAGGAAACCAGCAGGAGAAAGAAAGGUCUAUAGACAUAAAUUUCCUUCCAUCUGUUGAUCCUGAGACCGUUCUACAGACAGGUCAUGAAUUGUUAUCUGAAUUGCAACAACGCCGCUUUAAUGGUUCAGAUGGGGGGGUCUCAUGGUCUCCCAUGGAUGAUGAACUGCUUGCUCAGCCCCAGGUUAUGAAGCUGUUAGAUUCACUCAGAGAACAAUAUACACGUUACCAAGAAGUAUGCAGGCAGCGGAGCAAACGUACUCAGCUAGAAGAGAUUCAACAGAAGGUAAUGCAGGUGGUGAACUGGCUUGAAGGACCUGGUUCAGAACAGCUUAGAACCCAGUGGGGGAUAGGUGAUUCAAUUAGAGCUUCACAAGCUUUGCAACAGAAGCAUGAAGAGAUUGAAAGUCAACACAGUGAGUGGUUUGCAGUAUAUGUGGAACUUAAUCAGCAAAUUGCAGCUUUGCUGAAUGCUGGGGAUGAGGAAGAUCUUGUAGAACUGAAAGCGUUACAACAGCAGCUGAGUGAUGUCUGUUACCGGCAAGCUAGUCAACUGGAGUUUAGGCAAAAUCUGUUACAAGCAGCUCUGGAAUUCCAUGGUGUUGCCCAAGAUUUGUCUCAGCAACUAGAUGGCUUACUAGGGAUGUUGUGUGUAGAUGUUGCACCAGCUGAUGGAUCAUCAAUUCAGCAAACUUUAAAACUACUUGAAGAGAAGCUAAAAAGUGUUGACUUAGGUCUGCAAGGUUUGCGUGAAAAAGGUCAAAGUCUUCUUGAUCAAAUAUCUAACCAGGCAUCUUGGGCUUAUGGAAAGGAUGUAACCACUGAAAACAAAGAUAAUGUUGAUCACAUCCAGGGAGUGAUGGAUGAUAUGCAGCUCAGAAAACAAAGGUGUGAGGACAUGGUUGAUGUGCGCCGAUUAAAGAUGCUUCAGAUGGUUCAGUUGUUUAAAUGUGAAGAGGAUGCUGCUCAGGCUGUAGAAUGGUUAAGUGAAUUAUUAGAUGCUCUGCUUAAGACCCACAUCCGAUUGGGAGAUGAUGCUCAAGAAACCAAAAUUUUGUUGGAAAAGCAUCGAAAGUUUGUUGAUGUAGCACAGAGUACUUAUGAUUAUGGGAGGCAGUUACUACAGGCCACCGUCGUCCUGUGUCAGUCUCUGCGAUGCACUUCUAGGUCCUCAGGAGACACGCUUCCAAAACUGAACAGAAUAUGGAAACAGUUUACAAUAACUUCAGAAGAGAGGGUAACUAGGUUGGAGAUGGCUGUUGCAUUCCAUUCAAAUGCUGAAAAAGUUUUGCAAGAAUGCCCAGAUCAGCCUGAAUCUAUUAAUGACAUGGAGCAAUUUGAUGAAACUGAAGCUGUCGGGAAAUCACUUUUGGAUAGAUUAACAGUGCCUGUAGUUUAUCCUGACGGUACCGAGCAGUACUUUGGGAGCCCAAGUGAUAUGGCUUCUACAGCGGAACACAUUCGAGAGAAGAUAAAGCUAGUUUGUCUGAAAAAGCAGCAGCUGAGACAACCAGAAGUCUGUACAACAGAGAGCUAAUAGUCUGGACCUGUUUCUGCCAGUUCAUAAAGUAUUCAUUUGUAACGUAGCAGGUCAUCUGCAUUUUACUCCUGAUAUAAUACAUUAAAAAGUAUUUCCAAUCUGUUAAAAAAAAACAAAAAACCCUCAACUUUUUUUUGAAGUAAAGUUUAUUCUACAUCUUAAAAGUGUAUUUCUACCAAGCCAUAAUUAUGUAACAUGCUAUGAAACCAUAGACUUCAACUAUUAUCAAAAGGAACUGAAAACAUUGCACUGAAUCUUGCUCAGAAGCUUGAUCCGACCUGUCAGGUGGUAUUUUGCCUAAGCUGCUGAUGCAAGCUUUGAAGGUGCUAAUAAGUACAAGUUCCACACAAAAUAGUAACUCUCUUUAGUCUCAGACGAUGUAGUAUUUUUAGGCUGUAGGCAAGCUAUCUGUUGUGUAGACAGCGGUGACCCUAUAAUUUUGAUUUGUAUUACUUUUUAAAAUGGUCCUUUUUAUUGUGCCAAUAUGCAUCCCACCCAUCAAAUCUUUGAAUAUCAAAUUAAUUAUAGUUGGGGUUUUUUCCAAUUUGUAUGGAUACUGUAUUGAGAGCUGUUUUGUGAUUAAUAAUAAAAUCCAUCUUUUAAAACUGACAACUUUUAUGUAAGCUUGUAUUUCCUAGGGUGUAGUAGGGUAUUCAUCAGUAGAAGCUGAAGGCAACUGUUUCUCUUGCCAUUUAGCUUUGGAACAAGCAGUCCUCUUCCCUCUUAUGAUGUGAAAUGGAGGCACAUAUGUGUACACUUCAGAUCCUGGGGGGAAUAACUUCUUUAAAAAUGAGAUAAGAGGAAAUAAUCACUACAUUUCACCUGUUGUCCAAGGGCCAAACUAGAUGUGAAUUUAAACAUGUUGUUUGGCCUCCCUUGCUUUAUAGGUUUUGUAAAUGGCAGCCAUGGGGGAAUCCUGAUCCAGAUCAGGAAUAUUGCAGGAAGGGAACGGAGCCCUUCCUCUCUACAAUCCCAGUUCAAUUCUUCCCCUGGGAAUCUUUGCCCCAGGAUGAUGAACAUGGCCCUGAUCAGGACGAAGGCCCCCAGGUCUGCUGUGUGUGUGUUUUUUUUGUUGUUUGUUUGUUUGUUUGUUUUUGUUUUUAAGAUAAAGAGCCAAGCUAGAUGUUUAAUUUUUUUUGUCUGAUCUGGCCCUAAAUUAAAAAUAUCUGAGGAGCAAGAAGACAUGUCAAGAGGUGAAGGUAGGAGUAUAUAAAUACUCCUUGUUUUCAACUUCCUCCUGCCUUCUUAAGAGUGGUAAAUCAUGUAUAUCCAUUUGUAAAUGGAGAAAAACAGGAUUUACAUUAUAAGAAAGGGUUGGGAAGAAAACAUGGAAUGAAGAGGAUACAAGGAAGCAAGUGAAGAUAGGUAGGAGGUAAAGAAUGAUGAGAUGACUUGUAGGGUGUCCAGUUUUCCCCCAUGUCACUUUUUUUAAUUGUACAAGUGAACAUGGCAAGUAUGUAUUGUUAGUUCCAUGUUCAUGAAUGACAAAACCCAAGAUAACUAGGCAGUUUGUAUGCAAUUUCCAGAAUUGUUAUAUGCUACAUAUUAAUAGAUUGUUAAAUAUAGUCGAUAUGAUUAAAUUAUGUGCAGACUGUAUUUAUUCAUCCAAUCUGCAAAAGCCAAAUAAAGACCUUUUAUAUUUAUGAA
Hemicordylus capensis (graceful crag lizard) is the source of this 4440-nucleotide messenger RNA. RefSeq names its product SEC14 and spectrin domain containing 1 (gene SESTD1). The transcript has 20 exons. The coding region runs from base 700 to 2790 and encodes 696 amino acids. NCBI's taxonomy places the organism in Eukaryota, Metazoa, Chordata, Lepidosauria, Squamata, Cordylidae. The record is from RefSeq and is a predicted model, not a curated record.